This is a messenger RNA of Anoplophora glabripennis (Asian longhorned beetle), 1374 nucleotides long. RefSeq lists its product as uncharacterized. The transcript has 3 exons. The annotation marks the transcript as partial. The record is from RefSeq and is a predicted model, not a curated record. Lineage: Eukaryota; Metazoa; Arthropoda; Insecta; Coleoptera; Cerambycidae.
AACUGGCUGCGUGUGUGCUACCGCUCUUUUGUUUUUUUUUUCGAGGACUACCCGAUCUCCCGAAAAACAACCAGCUGUAGAACCAAACAGUAAAUUCAGUAACUGUGUCGCGUUUUGAUUCCUUUAAUAGAAGUGUUGGGUCCCCAAUUUUUUGCCCCGAAAAGUUAAUGACUACUUCCGCUCUUUGGUGUUUAACGCUUACUUACUCUAAUCUCGUAUAAAUUAGGAAAUAAUUUAGUAACAUAUUAGACCAGGUAGUAGGUGGUAAACAUUGUUAUCGGUGUGUUAGAGUCUUUUAGUUACGAAAUUCUGAAUUAAAAGUUGUGCCAUAGAAGUUAGGUAUCUACGUAGUUAUGAAUGUCGUACAUGUUUGCAUAGUAACACGCGUAAGGUGCUUGUGUAACUAAGUUAAGCUGUAAUUAAAAAAAUAAACAGAUCGAAGGAAUCAAGACUAGUCGGACCUUCAGUUUGUUUGAAUGAAUUUGUUUAAACUUGGAAUGUUCUGUGGAUUUACCAACCAUGGCUUACGUCAUUUGGAGAGUUGUUAUGAAAAAAUAUUCCAGGGUACGAUUGGGAUUACACGGUUCUGGGGUUACGCCCACUGGAGGACGAGCCAUAACGUACGAUGAGGAAUCCUGGAAGCCCUCUCCAGAAGACAAGCUGAAAGAAAAAGAAGACUUCAAUCGCCUGUCCGAAGCUCGCCAGAGCAAAACCAAGCGCGUAAAGAACUAUUUCAAAAAAUGUAAAAACGCGCUAGGCACUAGAUCUGCCAGUCUAGAAGUAUCCUCGAGCAGCGACGCCUCAGGAACUUCCUCGUGGUAUGUAGAGAAUAAAUUAAACGAAUGCGAAGUAAACGAAUUAGAAGAAAUUUUCGAAGAUGCACAAGAUAGUCCAAACCUAGGCGUGACUAGUAGCGCUUAUCAAGUAGCAAAUAUUAUAGAGGUCAAAGGUCCUAAUGUAGAUAAUAGUGAUAACGAGAAAAUAGCAAAGGGUGAAGUUGAGAUUAAAGAUUUGUGUUGUGGGAAACCACCUGAUGAGGAGGAAACUAAGACGGAUUCAAGUGUACCAAGGACCACCUCGCCUAGCUUGAAGAAAUCGCAAGACGAGGAAGAAGGUGAAGCCGACGGUACUAUUGCAGAUCUGAAGGAAAAAGGAGACAAAUUGGAAAUUGAAAUACCCAUAAAACUGGUGAAAAGCGACGUGGAAAUCUUGGUUGAUAAAUAUUUUGGCAGUUUAUACAAGAAUUAUGAACAUUCGCGAAAAUGUUUAAUCAGGCAAGCCAGGGAUUUGCUGGUUUGUGAAUAUCACGGGUGUUUACAGAGAUUCGAGAACGAGUUCUGCGUGCAAGCUGAGAAACUUCUACAACAUCUCAAG